AUUUAGAUAAUAUAUCACAUUCAGGAAUUUAGGCUAUAUUCGAAAUUUCUAAUUGCUGCAUCAAACUAAAACUGUAAUAUGGCUCCACAAAAGAGAAAGGUCUAUGUCAUCGGAGUUGGAAUGACCAAGUUUGAAAAACCUGGAAGAAGGGAUGAUUUCGAUUAUCCUCAAAUGGGAAAAGAGUCUGGCCAAAAAGCAUUGGCUGAUGCUGGAAUAAACUUCAAAGAAGUUGAACAAGCUGUUGUUGGCUAUUGUUAUGGUGAUACCACUUGUGGACAACGAGUCAUUUACCAACUUGGAAUGACAGGAAUACCCGUUUAUAAUGUGAAUAAUGCAUGUUCAACUGGAUCAUCUGCCCUUUUUAUGGCAAAACAAUUGGUGGAAGGCGGACUUGCAGAGUGUUGUAUGGCACUUGGAUUUGAAAAAAUGCAACGUGGAUCACUUUCAUCCAAUUGGGAUGACAGAACCAAUCCAAUGGACAAGCAUGUCCAAGUUAUGAUGGAAGUAAAAGGAAUCGCUGCUGCUCCUAUCACACCUCAGUUAUUCGGAAAUGCAGGCAUCGAACACAUGGAAAAAUAUGGGACCAAACCGAUUCAUUUUGCAAAAAUAGCUUGGAAGAAUCACAAACAUUCAACAAACAAUCCAUAUUCACAAUUCCAAACUGAAUAUUCACUAGAACAGGUGAUGAAUUCAAGGCAGGUUUAUGAUUUCAUGGGAAUAUUACAGUGCUGUCCCACAUCAGAUGGAAGUGGUUGUGCAAUUCUCGUCAGUGAAGAUUUUGUUCGUAAGCAUGGACUUGAACAUAAAGCUGUUGAGAUUGUUGGACAAACUAUGGCUACUGAUCUACCAAGUACAUUCGAAGAAAAAAGUUGCAUGAAGACUGUUGGUUAUGACAUGACAAGACGUGGAGCUGAAAAUUUAUACAAGCAAACUGGAAUAAAACCUUCAGAUGUCGAUGUCAUCGAACUUCAUGAUUGUUUCUCUGCGAAUGAACUGAUUACUUAUGAAGCAUUAGGUCUUUGCCCUGAAGGUGGUGCUGGUGAUUUCAUUGAUAGAGGAGACAACACGUAUGGAGGAAGAUAUGUCAUAAACCCAAGUGGUGGACUAAUUUCAAAAGGACAUCCAUUGGGUGCAACUGGUCUUGCUCAAUGUGCAGAGUUGUGUUGGCAAAUGCGAGGUGAAGCUGACAAACGUCAAGUUCCUGGUGCAACUUUAGCUCUGCAACAUAACCUUGGACUUGGUGGAGCUGUUGUAAUGACCUACUACAGACUAGGAUUUCCAGAAGCUCGUAAAAGAUAUUUGGCAAGAGUCAGGGCAAGUUCUGUAGACACAUCUGCUGCUGCUGGAUUCAAGUCCACACCUGCAUUUGAGGAAAUUCAAAAACAAAUUGAAAAGGACGGCGGUGCAAAUGCUAAGAAGCUGAAUGGAAUUCUUGCAUUCAAAGUUAUAAAAGGUCCUGGUGGAAAAGAAGUUAUUUGGACGGUAGAUGGAAAAGCAGCUAAAGGAAGUUUGGAAUUAAAUUCAGGCAAAAAAGCAGAAUGCACUAUGACCAUAAGUGAUGCAGAUCUUUUUGAUUUAAUGUCUGGGAAGUUAAACCCGAAUACGGCAUUCUUCAGUGGAAAGUUGAAAGUUUCUGGCAACAUGGGCUUAGCAAUGCGAGUGCAGAAUAUCAUGCCUGCCAAACCAAAACUUUAGUAAAAUAACAUUUCCAGUUUCCAAGUCAUCACUUCAAGAGUACUUACAAGCAUAAAGUUAUAAUUAUUUAUCUCAUUUUUGUGUAAUUGUUAUUUUGUGCAUUUAUGAAUUUAUAAUAUCAUGUUUUACUUCUAUGCAUUUUGCAAUUUAAUUAAAAAUAAAAAAUAAUCACCAAAUGUGUUGUACAUGCCAAUCAACGAAGUUGAUAUUUCAAAUAAACUUAAAAAUUUAUUUGUCACAUUGCUUUGUGACUUCGUCUGAUCAGAA
Messenger RNA from Styela clava, 1962 nucleotides. Lineage: Eukaryota; Metazoa; Chordata; Ascidiacea; Stolidobranchia; Styelidae. The record is from RefSeq and is a predicted model, not a curated record.